This is a messenger RNA of Brassica napus (rape), 3760 nucleotides long. RefSeq names its product GDSL esterase/lipase 22-like. The record is from RefSeq and is a predicted model, not a curated record. The transcript is spliced from 2 exons. Gene Ontology annotation, molecular function: hydrolase activity, acting on ester bonds. Lineage: Eukaryota; Viridiplantae; Streptophyta; Magnoliopsida; Brassicales; Brassicaceae. Gene Ontology annotation, biological process: endoplasmic reticulum organization. The coding region runs from base 2835 to 3599 and encodes 254 amino acids.
GUGGUAAUGUGACCAAAUCCCAUGUAUGAUUCUUCUCAUGAGACUCCAUUUCGUCUCCCAUUGCUGCAUGUCAUUUCUCAUACUCGGGACAAGAAAUAGCUUCCAUGUAAGUGGAUGGUUCAUACGUAUCCACUUCCUCUGCAACCUGAAGUGCAUUACCCACCAUAUCAUCAAAACGAUAUCUUUCUGGUGGCCUGACAUCAACCCUUCUUGGUCGAUCCUUCGUGAUGCUACGCUUCGUAGCAUCAGGCGGUUGAGUCUCCGUAGACUCCAACUGAACUUCUUCUACACGCUCCUCUUGAUUUUCUGUGUGUUCAUGCACAUUGAUCACGUCAUGAUCAUCUCGCAGCUCCACCUGUUUAUCAGUGCUACCUUUCUCUGCUUCAGAACUGGACCAUGAGCUUCUAACCAUAGAUGCUUCAUCGAAAACAACAUUCCUGCUUAGAAUCACUCGGUUUUCUGAUGGAGACCAGACCCUGUAUCCCUUGAAUCCAUCGCCGUAGCCCAUAAAAACUCCCUUCCUUCCUCUUGGCUCUAGUUUACCUUCACUUACAUGAUAGUAAACAGUGCAACCGAACACUCUUAGAAGUGAAUAAUCAGCAGAUCUACCUGACCACACUUCAGAAGGUAUCCUGCACUCGAUGCCUGUGUGGGGACCGAGAUUUAUCAAGUAACAAGCCGUGUUGACUGCUUCAGCCCAAAACCGCUUCUCCAGACCAGCAUUCGAGAGCAUGCACCUUGCUCUCUCUAGCAAUGUCUGGUUCAUUCGUUCUGCUACACCAUUUUGUUGUGGUGUUUCUCUGACUGUAAGAUGCCUUGCAAUCCCCGCAUCCUUACAAAACUGAUUGAACUCUGCUGAGCAGAAUUCCAGACCGUUAUCAGUACGAAGUCGCUUCACCUUCUUCUCUGUUUGAUUCUCCACCAAUAUUUUCCACUCCUUGAAGCUACUGAACGCUUCACUUUUGUGUUUCAUAAAAAUUAUCCAAGUCUUCCUCGAAUAAUCAUCAAUCAUAGACACAAAAUAUCUGUGACCUUUCAAUGACUCUACUCUAGAUGGACCCCAACAGUCUGAAUAGAUGUAAUCGAGUGUGCCUUUUGUUCUAUGAAUUGCCUUGCGAAAGCUCUUUCGGUGCAGCUUCCCAAAUACGCAGUGCUCACAGAACUCUAGACUCUUGGUCUUGUGACCACAGAGAAGACCUUGCUUCGACAGAAGUUGCAUCCCACGUUCACCCAUAUGUCCAAGCCUCAUAUGCCACAACUUAGUCAUAUCUUCCUCUGAGAUCUCUGGUGAUGCAACAUAUGUUGAACCUGUAACGGUAGUACCCUUCAGCAAAUAUAGAGUACCUUUCAUGAAACCCUUCAGAACCACAUCAGAACCCUUGCAGACAUUCAGAACUCCAUCACCACCCGAAUAUUUGAACCCUCUACUGUCCAGAAGACUCAUGGAUAUCAAAUUCUUUGUCAUUGAUGGAACAUGCCUAACCUCGUUCAAUGUGCAGAAUCUACCAUCAUGUGUCCUGAGCUUAAUUGAGCUGAUUCCAGCAAUCUUGCAGACAAAAUCAUUUGCCAUCUUAAUCUUGCCGUCAAGUACCUCUGUGUACUUCGAAAACCACUCUCUCCUCUGUGUCAUAUGGUAGGAUGCUCCUGUAUCCAGAACCCACACAUCAGAAGAGUGUGUGUGUCCGUGCACAACAAGAGCGAUGUCACUAUCAGACUUGGCUUCAUCCUCAGCUACUGCAGCAGAUCCAGACUGUUGCUCCUUCUUCUUCUUGGGACAGUCUGACUUCCAAUGUCCCUUCUCUUUGCAAUAGUUGCAAGUAUCAGUUGGUUUAGGACCUCUUGGAAACGAUUUUCUGUCUUUCGACUUCCUUUUGUUCCCAUGUCCCUUCACACCACCGACAAACAAUCCCGAAGCUUGAUUGUCUGUCCCUGAGCUGGAUGCCUUAUGACGUAAUUCCCGACUGUGAAGCGCCGACCUAACUUCUUCCAGUCUCACUGUAUCUUUGCCAACAAUGAACGAUUGCACGAAGUUCUCGAAAGAGUUCGGCAAAGAUACCAACAUGAUUAGAGCAGCGUCUUCAUCCUCCACCUUAACAUCGAUGUUACGCAGCUCCAGUAAUAUCGAAUUUAACUUGUCAAGAUGGUCGCGAAGCUCAAUACCUUCUUGCAUACGCAAGGCAAAGAGGCGUUGCUUCAGAAGUAGCUUGUUCGUUAGAGAUUUUGUCAUGUACAAGCUCUCCAACUUCUGCCACAAACUAGAAGCAGUUUUCUCAUCCGACACUUCGAUGAUGAUCUCGUUGCUAGACACAACAAAAUUGUUGAGAACGCCUUCUCUUCUAGAGUCUCCAAAUCAGCUGCUUCAGAUUUCUUCUCUGACAAUGGUCCCCAAAUGCCUUGUUGCUUCAACAACGCCUGCAUCUUAAUCUGCCAAAGACUGAAGAAGCUAUUUCUCCCAUCAAACUUGUCGAUCUUCGCUCUUAUUCCAGACAUCUUCUCACUAGAUCACAACCCGAAGCUCUGAUACCAGUUUGUUGUAACAAUUGUGAGAAGAAAUAGAUGCGGAAACAGAUGAAUAAAAAUGAUGUAACAACGACACAGAGAUUUAACGUGGUUCACCAACUUGGCUACGUCCACGGGCAAAGAGAGAUCUUAUUAUUGGAGGCGAUAUUGAGUUUACAGAGUGCAAGUUUAGGGUUACUUCGAAUACAAGAUAUAUAUAGUAACAUCUCGCAUCUAAAGCCCACGAUCAGAUGUAACAUCCAUAAUAACUUGAUGCAACGCUCUUGAUGCAACCGAGUCGGUAUGAUGUAUGUGAUGUAACAUCCAUCGCCUAGAUGUAUCAUCCAGAUUCAAGGCAUAUCAACAACUGGAACGAAGACUUCGUCAAGAAGACACUGUUUAUGAUAUACAUUGGUGCUAACGAUUACUUGAACUUCACCAAGAACAACCCUAUCGCCGAUGCAUCUGCCCAACAAGCUUUUGUCACUUCCGUGACCAACAAGUUAAAGAACGAUAUUAGCUUAUUGUAUGCAUCAGGAGCUAGUAAGUUCGUUAUCCAAACCCUAGCACCAUUGGGUUGCUUACCAAUCGUCAGACAAGAUUACAACACCGGGAUGGACCAAUGCCAUGAAACUCUUAACAAUUUUGCUAAACAACACAACGAAAAAAUCGGACCCAUGUUGAACGAAAUGGCUAGAACUGCUCCUGGUUUCCAGUUCACAGUCUUUGACUUCUACAAUGUUAUUCUUCGUAGGACGCAGAGGAGCUUAAACUACAGAUUUUUGGUAACGUACUCAUCGUGCUGCGGAGUUGGGACACACAAUGCUUACGGUUGCGGUUUCCCCAACGUGUACUCGAAACUAUGCGAGUACCAACGAUCUUAUUUAUUCUUCGAUGGGCGUCACAAUACAGAGAAGGCACAAGAAAGUUUUGGUCAUCUUCUUUUUGGAGCCGAUCCAAAUGUUAUCCAACCGAUGAUUAACGUCCGUGAGCUCGUUACUUACCCAGUCGAUGAACCAAUGCGUGAGUUUUGGUUACCUACAACUUCGUCCGCGAGUGACUCUACCUCGUCAUCAAGCCACGGUUACGAGUUCUACUGAGUCUAUAUAUAAAUCUCUUAUUUCACAAAAUUCGGAAUCUUAAUGUUUUUAGUGACUUUAGCUCGUCAUCCUGCUCGAGUGUGUUUCCCUCUGUAAUAAAAGAUUGUAGUUAUUAUUGGAAUUGAACUAAAUUUAAAGCUAUCAAAAAUUCAAAACCAAUA